AAGAUUGUAAACAAAACGAAUCUUCCUCCCUGUCCGAGAUGCUCGGUAAUCACUGGGUGCCAGCAGCUCAAGCACACUGCUUUGGAUGGCUGUGCGCAAUACAGCCAUCCAACGCAAUGCGAUUACAGUGAAACAGCACAGUUACCCCUUUGAUCGCCCUUCAUGUUGACCUGUUCCUGCCCAGUGCCAUUAGUACAGUGUCUGCUUUUUGUUUUUAGUGACUUGGUGUCACUGACACCAAGUCAGUUCCCCCCAGUGUCAGAGUGCCUGCCGCAGUCCCGCUAUAA
Staurois parvus is the source of this 287-nucleotide messenger RNA. NCBI's taxonomy places the organism in Eukaryota, Metazoa, Chordata, Amphibia, Anura, Ranidae. The record is from the annotation of a GenBank genome assembly.